AUGAAGGCAAUUCAUGUUUGUUGUUUACCAAAGAUGUUACAUUUUCUAGCAAAAAUUCUUUUAUUAUUAAUAUUUAUAUUUAUUUAUUGUGAAUUUUUGAUCUAUUAUUUUGUUUUAUUGGGUUGUUCAUGGCCUCAAUUAUCUAAACUUGAUCAGGAUUUUACUGUAAAACCACCAAAUGAUCCAUAUCAAAAACCAUUACAUGUAAUGUUUAUUGCUGAUACCCACUUACUUGGCUCACGUGAAGGUCAUUGGUUUGAUAAAUUACGUCGAGAAUGGCAAAUGUAUCGUUCAUUUCAAUCAGCAAGAUUUCUAUUUGAACCAAAUAUUAUUUUUUUUCUUGGUGAUGUAACUGAUGAAGGUAAAUGGUGUUCUGAUCAUGAAUGGGAAACAACUGUUCAACGUUUUCAUUCAUUAUUCUCUAUUCCAAUUGAUACAAAAAUAUAUGUUCUUGCUGGUAAUCAUGAUAUUGGUUUUCAUUAUGAUGUAUCAGAUGGUCGUUUAAAACGUUUUGAAAGUUCAUUUCAUGCUCCACAUGUUCGUUCAAUAACAAUUGAUGAUAAUAAUAUACAUUUUGUAUUAAUCAAUUCGAUGGCAUUCGAAGGUGAUCAAUGUCGUUUAUGUGCACGCGCUGAAAAAGAACUUAGCGAAGUUAUUAAUGAUCUUAAACAAUCCGGAGCAUGGACUAAACCAAUAUUAUUAUCUCAUUUUCCAUUAUAUCGAGUGUCAGAUGCUAAUUGUUCACGAUGGACACAAUCAUCGUCUUCCUCUUCUCGAAUUAUUCCACAUAAAGAACGUUAUGAUGUUUUAUCUAAAGAUGCAACUGAACAUUUACUAAAAACAAUUCAACCACGUCUUGCAUUCACAGCUCAUACACAUGAUUUUUGUCAUACAAGUCAUAUGGGUUUAAAUGGUAAAGCCAUUCCUGAAUGGACUGUUCCAUCAUUUUCUUGGCGUAAUCGUGAUGAUCCAUCAUUAAUGUUAUUAUCCAUUACAAGCAAUAAUGAACGUGUAUCACAUUGUUAUUUACCACGUGAAACAACAGUUUUUUUGUCCUAUGGUAUUGGUGCUCUUCUUUUGAUUUUAUAUAUGUUAUUUGGAGGAAGAAGACCAUUUUUUCUAUUAGCUUUUUGUUUUUUAAGAAGAAGAAUUAAAUUUUAA
Messenger RNA from Adineta steineri, 1161 nucleotides. Lineage: Eukaryota; Metazoa; Rotifera; Eurotatoria; Adinetida; Adinetidae. The record is from the annotation of a GenBank genome assembly.